CCUCCAUUGUUCUGUUUAGUUCUUUCAUAAAAAGGAGCCUUUCCUCAUUUUUUUUAUGUUAACUCUGUGUCCAUUUUUUUUCCUUAGAAAAAUGGUAGUUGAAUUUCUUUGCUCAGAAAAUCCAAUGAGUCCAAGAAUUUCAUUCUCACAUGAUUUCUCCCAAUUUGAUGUGAUCCCAGUUGAGAGAAUUCAACCCCCUUUGAGAUCAAACUCAUCUAGAUUCAACUCAUCCAUUGAUUUCGAUUUCCAUAUCCAUGAAGAGAACAACCAAACAUCUUCAGCUGAUGAGCUUUUCUCUGAGGGUAGAAUCGUCCCAACUGAAAUCAAGAACACCCAAAAAGACACAAAUGCCCCUCUGAAGCAAAACGGUAGUAGUCAUCAAUUACAAAAAAAAGAGCAUAGCUGCAUACACAAGGCCUCGAACCCGGUACCUUCUUGCUUAAGCAAUAUCGAGCCACUUACCACUCGGACCAACUCUACAGAAGAAAAUGUUACUAAUAAUGAAAUUAUUAUUAGAAACAAAGAAACAAAGGAGUUGAAUAAUCAUAACUAUGUUGAUGGUGGUUCAAAUUCAAAAUCAUUUUGGAGCUUCAAGAGGAGUAGCAGUUGUGGAAGUGGGUAUGGUAGGAGAUUGUGUCCAUUGCCACUUUUGUCAAGAAGCAAUUCAACUGGUUCUUCUCCUAAAAGGGUCCCACUUUCUUCUUCCUCUAUCAAGCAACAAAAUUCUCAUCAGAAGCAUUAUUAUUCUUAUAGCACCACAACAGCAACAACAACAACAAGGUCUUCUUCUUCUUCUUCUAAUUCUAAUCAUCAUCAUCAUCGUCUAAAGCCUCCAUUGAAGAGAAGUCACAAUGCAUCAUAUUAUGGGAAUAAUAAUAAAAAUAGUGUUAGAGUCAAUCCUGUUCUGAAUGUUCCUCCUGUAAGUCUCUCUGGUUUGUGUUCAAUCUUCUCCAACAAUAGAGAUAGGAGCAAGAAGAAGUAAUAAUUUAGUGAUUUACCUCAAACAAGGGCAAAAAGGGAAAAAAAAGUGUGAAGGUAACAAAAUUAUAUAUGAAAAUUUAUGUUGUUGCUAAAUUAAAUUUCAAAAUUAUCCAUAAAAAAUAUUUUUUAAUAUUUUUAUAAAUGGAUUUUUUUUUUUUUUUUUUUGGAUGAUUUCAUUUUUUAUAGGUAAUUUUGUUAAUGAUAUUGUCUCUUUUGUAGAUAAUUUUAGAAUUUCACUAAAAGAAAUUUGUUAAUAUAUUUGACAUGCAAAUUGUGUAAUUUAUUUAUCAAUUUACUAUUAGAUUGAAUUUUAAUAAGGUUUAUAUGUAUAUUAUAUAUCAUCCAUGAUGAAUGAUAUGGAUUGCCAAUUUGCCAUUGUAUAAUAUAUAUGAAUACAUACAUUGAAUAUAAUUUUUAAUUUACAGUUUUUAUUACUAAUUUGUACAUCAUCAGUGGGGCCUGCGAUGCCUAAUUACAUGUACCUCCCUAACUUUUACCAUGUGAUUUUGAGAAUUAGGUGUGACCUAUUACAAGUUAGGAGUUUUGAAUGGUUUGCAUCAACUAAACAAAGUGAUAAAAAAA
This is a messenger RNA of Arachis ipaensis, 1563 nucleotides long. RefSeq lists its product as uncharacterized. The record is from RefSeq and is a predicted model, not a curated record. Lineage: Eukaryota; Viridiplantae; Streptophyta; Magnoliopsida; Fabales; Fabaceae.